GAAUGCCUGCCACAGAGUUUGGGGGCUUGUCAUAGUCGAUGCAUCUUACCUAGUCGAUUAACUGAACUAGCUGAAUUUUUCAUUCUCAUUUCAUAAGGACAAGUGAGCGAAACAAUGGAGGCCAGCAACAACGAAGCAGGAAAGAAGGCAGAAGAUGAAGCUGACACUCUAAAUAUAAAUAUGACACCGGAUACUGAUGCAGAGCUCACAGCAAUGGAUUCCCAGUCAUCCCUCACAGUCAUUGUCCAAGGUCAGCCUGCCACUUCUGCAGAGAAUGUAGAACACAACCCUGCUGACGUCCAACCUGGCCCUGUCACAGAUAAGGAAAAUGCCAUUAAGCCAAAACUCCAGAUAACUUUAGGCACAUUUACAAUCAAGAAUGGUCAAGAUCUGAAAGUAGAGAUACCAGUGGUUGGGCAUCCAGCACCAAAAAUUGAAUGGAAAAGAGAUGGUCAGGCAGUCAAAGAGACAUCAAGACUAGAGAUUUCAAAUAGAUCAUCAUUAACAGUUCUUCAUAUCAGACAUGCUGCAAGGGAGCACUCUGGUCAAUACUCUAUCACUGCAAGCAACAGUGCUGGAAAACAUACAGGAGAAAUCACUAUGGUUGUUCUGGAGAAGCCGGAUCCACCCACAGGGCCUGUGAGGAUUGAUGAGAUCAGCUCUGACUAUGUUGUCAUCUCCUGGGAGCCACCAGAAUACACAGGAGGCUGUCAGCUAGACAACUACAUGGUGGAGAAACGAGACACUCUAAGUACAGAAUGGCAGACUGUGUCAGCAACGACAGUAAGAACCACAAUCAAAGUCACCAAACUGAAGACAGGAAGCGAAUACCAAUUCAGAGUGUUUGCAGAAAAUAGGUAUGGAAAGAGUACUGCAAUCACCUCUCCUAUAGUAAUUGCACAAUAUCCUUUUAGUGUGCCCACUGAGCCUGGCACCCCCUUUGUGUCCACAGUGACAAAGUACAGCAUGGUGGUUGAAUGGGAGCCUCCAGCCAAAGAUGGAGGCAGCCCCAUCAUCGGCUAUCACCUUGAACGCAAAGAGAAGAACAGCAUUUUAUGGACCAAGCUGAACAAACUUGUUAUAACUGAUGCUCGCUUUAAAACAAGUGGACUGGAGGAAGGCAUUGAGUAUGAAUUCAGAGUCUUUGCAGAGAAUAUUGCUGGACUCAGCCCAUCAAGCAAGAUAUCUGAAUGCUACGUAGCAAGAGACCCCUGUGAUCCACCUGGUAAACCUGAAGCUGUUGUCAUUACUAGAGAGAACAUCACACUUCAGUGGGCAAAACCCAGGUAUGAUGGUGGAAGCACCAUUACAGGCUACGUUGUUGACAAGAGGGAGCUCCCAGAUGGCAGAUGGAUGAAGACAAACUUCACCAAUGUUAUUGAGAAUCAGUUCACAGUAACAGGUCUGACAGGAGGCCAAAUUUAUGAGUUUAGAGUAACUGCUAAGAAUGGUGCUGGUGUCUGGAGCCCACCUUCAGAAAAUGUAACCAUCAUUGCUCAGGAUGUUAUCGAAGGACCCACAGCGUUUGUUGAUCCUAAGUUCAAGAGUACUACUGUUGUUCAGGCUGGUGAGACAUUCGUUAUUGAUGCGGAUUUCUUUGGGAAGCCCCUCCCUGCAGUAACGUGGCUGAAGGAUGGAAAAGAAAUUGACAAAGCUACACCGAGAAUGGAGGUAAAAAACACCCUCACUCAUACUACUUUGACCGUGAGGGACUGUGCACGAGUGGAUGGGGGACAAUUUGUCUUGAGCCUCAGAAACAUUGGUGGAAAUACAUCUACCCCUGUUAAUAUGAAGGUCCUGGAUAGACCUGGUCCUCCAGAUGGAUCUCUGAAGGUAAAAGUUGUCAGUGCAGAGAAGUGUAAUCUUCACUGGAACCCCCCUUUAAAUGAUGGUGGUGCUAGUGUUUCACACUACAUCAUUGAAAAAAGGGAAACCAGCCGUGUUACAUGGACAGGGGUUGAGCCUCAUGUUGAAGCUGUCAGUUACAAAGUGACAAAACUGGUGCCUGGUAAAGAGUAUAUAUUCAGAAUUGCUGCUGUGAAUAAAUUUGGUGUUGGUGAAUUUCUGGAAUCAGACCCCUUCAUUGCACAAAGCCCAUUUACCACACCUGGCGUACCUUCUACCCCUACAGCCAGUGUUGUGACUGGUGACUCCAUAGUGCUAUCAUGGGAAAGACCUGAGACUGAUGGAGGCUCAGAGAUUGAUGGCUACAUCCUGGAGAAAUGUGACAAAGAGGGUGUCAGGUGGACUAAAUGCAACAAGAGAAGACUAAAUGACUUGCGCUUCCGAUGCACAGCGCUCGCUGAUGGACAUUACUAUCAAUUUAGAGUAUUUGCAGAGAAUGCUGCUGGUUUAGGUGCACCCAGCGAACCAAGUGAGUACAUCAAAGUAUGUGACGCUAUUUACCCACCUGGCCCCCCUAUCAACCCCAAAGUGAUAGACUAUUCCAGCAGUACUGUGUCUCUGACCUGGUCAAAACCCAUCUAUGAUGGUGGAGCAGCCAUCAGAGGAUUUGUAGUUGAGAUGAAAGACGUAGCAGAAGAUGAGUGGAUCGCAUGUACACCAAGCACAGGUGUAGAGGACACAAACUAUACCGUGAAGAGACUGAAAGGAAAUUCAGAGUACAGUUUUCGUAUACGUGCGAUGAAUGUUGCUGGAGUUGGAGAGUAUGUGGAUCUACCUGGGUCUGUGAGAGCCACUGAAAAACUGGAGGCACCUGAGAUUGAGUUGGAUACUACCCUGAGAAAGAUUGUCAGUGUUCGAGCCUGUUCCACAUUGCGUCUCCUUGUCACCAUCAAAGGCAGGCCAGAGCCUGAAGUUAAAUGGUCGAAGGAUGACGGCACUCUCAGUGAGCGUGCUCAAAUUGAAGUAACAAGCUCCUACACAGAGUUAAUAAUCGAGAAUGUCAAUAGAAAUGACACAGGAAAAUAUGUGUUGACUGCUGAGAACUGCAGUGGCUCUAAAUCAGCAUUCAUCAAUGUCAGAGUAUUGGACUCUCCCAGCGCACCAACAAACUUAGAGGUAAAGGAUGCAAAGAGGGACUCUGUGUCCAUCUCUUGGGAGGCACCUCUCAUUGACGGAGGGGCAAAGAUUUCACACUACAUUGUAGAAAAGAGAGAGGAUGCUAGGAUGGUAUUCACAAGCGUCUGUAGCAACUGUGUAAGAAACUCAUACAAGAUUGACAGUCUCCAAGAAGGAAGUUUCUAUUAUUUCCGUGUUAUGGCUGUGAAUGAGUUUGGCACUGGACUGCCAGUAGAGACGCAUGAGACUGUUAAAAUGUCUGAGGCUCCUCUGCCUCCUGGCAAAAUCACACUCAGUGAUGUUACUUGCAAUAGUGCAAGACUCUCUUGGGAGAAGCCUGACCAUGAUGGAGGAAGCAAAAUCACAUGUUAUGUAGUAGAAAUGCAGGCCAAGGGAGAUGACACAUGGACAAUGUGUUCAGAGAGUAAAGCACUGGAUGUGACUAUUAAUGGGCUGGUAAAAGAAAAGGAGUAUUUCUUUAGAGUAAGGGCUGUGAAUGAGAAGGGAAAAAGUGAACCAAAGUACCUUGUGGCACCUGUUACAGUAAAGGAUACAAGUGCUGGGCCAAUUAUUAAUUUACUGUGCAACACAUUCAGUAUAAAGGCAGGAAAUGACUUGAAGAUUGAUGUUCCCUUCAAGGGUGUACCACUGCCAACAGUAACAUGGAAGAAAGAUGGCAACUUGCUGAAAGAGACAAGCAGGGUAAAUGUCCAAACAUCUGACACAUCAUCUCAGAUCAUUAUCAAAGAUGCAACUAGAAUAGAUGUUGGCAUGUAUGAAGUGACCCUGACUAACUCAACUGGAACCACAUCUGCUGAAAUCUCUGUUAAUGUUUUUGAAAGACCUGGACCACCAAGUGACCUCAGUGUAGAUGAAGUGAGUGCUGACUUUAUGUCUUUGUUGUGGCAGCCACCACAUUAUGCUGGCGGAUGUCAAAUCAGUAAUUAUGUUGUUGAGAAGAGAGAUACAGGCAGCACAACAUGGCAGACUGUGUCAGCUACGGUUGCCAGAACAUCAAUCAAGAUCUCCCGUCUGACACAGGGCACUGAAUAUCAGUUUCGUAUUGCUGCAGAAAAUCGCUAUGGCAAAAGCCACUUUGUUGAGUCUGAACCUGUUGUUGCACAGUAUCCCUUUAAGCCCCCCGGUCCACCAACCAAUCUCCUUGUUAUUAGUGCCUCAAAGUCUGUCAUGGUGCUUGCAUGGAGCAAGCCAGACUGCGAUGGUGGCAGCCCUAUUAUUGGUUAUCAUAUUGAAUGCAAAGAUCAAAGCAGUAUUUUAUGGACAAAGUUAAACAGAAACCCAGUGAGUGAGAUCCAGUUCAAGGUAACAAGUGUUGAAGAAGGUCUGAUAUAUGAGUUCCGGGUCUGUGCUGAGAAUAUGGCUGGUGUUGGACCAUGCAGUAAGGCAUCUGAGCCAAUAGCAGCAAGAGACCAGUGCGACCCCCCACAUAACUUCACAGUCACCAAUAUAACUAACAGUUCAGUUUCCCUGUCCUGGAACAAACCAGAAUAUGAUGGUGGGGCUAAAAUAAUUGGGUACAUUGUUGAGCGUAAAGAGCUGCCAGAAAGUUGUUGGCUUAAGUGCAACUUCACCAAUCUACAGGACACCUUCUUGGAAGUGACUGGCCUCACAGAAGGUGAACAGUAUGAUUUCCGUGUGAUUGCAAAGAAUUCAGCUGAUCUCUUUAGUGUGCCCUCUGAAACCACAGGACCUGUUACAGUACAGCAUGAUGUGGAGCCACCCAAAAUUAUCUUGGAUGACAAAUUUAGACACUUGAUGGUUGUCAAAGCAGGAGACCUCCUAAGAAUAGAUGCAGACAUCUCUGGCCGCCCUAACCCUACAGUGUUUUGGUCGAAGAAUGGUAGACAUAUUGACACUAAGGGACGGGUUGAGCUAACCGCAACUAAGAUGCAUACCUCUCUACUGAUCAGAGAAAGUGUUAGGAAAGACUCCGGACAGUAUAUUCUGACUCUACAGAGUACAGGUGGUACCACAUCUAAGGCUAUCACCUGCAAGGUCUUGGACAGACCUGGCCCACCUGCUGGGCCUCUAGAAGGGUCUGGACUGUCUGCAGAGAAAUGCACUCUGUCAUGGGGACCCCCCCAUGAGACUGGCGGUGCUGAGAUCUUGCACUACAUUGUUGAGAAGUGUGAAACCAGCCGUGUAGCCUGGACCCUUGUGUACGGUGACAUGAUGGCAACUACCUGCAAAAUAGCCAAGCUACUCAAAGGAAAUGAAUACCUGUUUAGGGUGAGAGCAGUGAACAAAUAUGGAGAAGGUGAGACUUUGGAAAGUGAGCCCAUCAAGGCCAUGGAUCCCUUUACUAUCCCAUCUGCUCCGACUGAUGUUGAGGUCACAAGUGCAACCAGUGAGGCUAUGACUAUCUGCUGGAAGAGACCUGCAUCUGAUGGCGGUAGCCGCAUCAGCGGUUACAUCAUUGAGAAGAGGGAGAAGCAGGGUCUCCGUUGGGUUCGUCUUAACAAGAAACCUGUCUAUGACCUACGAGUCAAAGCCUCCGGGCUGCACGAGGGAUGUGAGUAUGAAUUCAGAGUCUUUGCUGAGAAUGUUGCUGGGCUAAGUGAACCCAGUCUCCCAUGCCAACUUACUCUUGCAGAGGAUCCAAAGUUUCUCCCCUCCCCUCCUGCAAAACCCUCCAUAAUCGAUUCAUCCAGGUCCUCCAUCACUCUGUCAUGGAGCAAGCCGCUGUUCGAUGGUGGAUCAGCAGUAACAGGGUACAAAGUUCAAUUCAGAAAAUCAGGAGAAGAAGACUGGACUGUUGGUGUUCAUAACACGGAUAAAACAGAGUUUACAGUUACUGGACUCACAUCAGGGACGGAUUAUGUUUUUAUUGUCAGAUCCAUGAAUAAGAUUGGCAUCAGCGAGCCCAGUCCUGAAACAGAUCCGGAAGUGGCCAUGGAGCGAGAAGAGGAGCCCAGGUUUGAUAUUAGCACAGAUAUUAGGAAGACCCUGCUUGUUAAAGAUCGCGGCUCCUUCACUUUGACUGUGCCUUUUACAGGCAAGCCUGUUCCUAGUGUGACAUGGAACAAAGCAGAUGUAGAUCUGAGAGUCAGAGGAAUGAUCAACACCAGCAACUCUGUCACCUCUAUCACAAUAGAAGGAGCAACACGCGAUGACUCCGGCAAAUACAUAAUCAAACUGCAAAACAAUGCUGGAUCUGCCUCUUUGACGCUGAAUGUAAGGGUUUUGGAUUCACCUGGUCCGCCAAGUAAUGUCGCUGUUAAAGAUGUGACCAAGAACUCUGCCACUGUUACCUGGGACAUCCCUGACAAUGAGGGAGGAGCCCCUGUCAAUAACUACCUUGUAGAUAUACGGGACAUCAGCAGGAAAGGGUGGACAAGACUCACAGACAAAUGUCACCGACUGUCCUACAAGGUGUCUGACCUAGAGGAGGGAGGAAUCUACUUCUUCAGAAUCACCGGUGAAAACGAGUACGGGGUCGGUGUUCCAGCUGAGACCAAGGAGGGAACAAAAAUGACAGAUACAACUGAUUGGGAGACAAAUCCAGGGGCAUAGCUUUUUUUCGUCUCAGGGUUGAAGUCUCCGGAUCUUCCCGUCAAGAUCCUCAUCUAUUUCUCAUCUUCAUCCAGUGCUGAUCAGAGAAAAAACAGUUAGCGAAUGCUCUGUGAAUUAAUUAAUUACCAGAAGCUGCAGUAUUGUAGAUAUAUUUUUUAAAUGUUUGUAUGUGUAGAUUUUCUAGAAAAGAAAUGCAUCAAUGUCCUUAUUUUGUUUUCUUAUGGUUGAAAAAACAAUAACAACAACAAAAAAUGAUGUGGUUUGUUGCAAAUCUAUAAUAAAAUGAAGAUGUUUUA
Messenger RNA from Cottoperca gobio, 6851 nucleotides. Its product is annotated as titin-like. NCBI's taxonomy places the organism in Eukaryota, Metazoa, Chordata, Actinopteri, Perciformes, Bovichtidae. The record is from RefSeq and is a predicted model, not a curated record. The transcript has 4 exons. The coding region runs from base 115 to 6555 and encodes 2146 amino acids. Gene Ontology annotation, molecular function: protein binding.